AAGUUAUCUAGAUAUUUGAAAAUUAUUUACAUUUUGAAACUAAAGAAGUUUUCUUAAACUAGUUACAAUAAGAAAAGGAGGUAGGAUAUAUUAGCUUCACUAAUGCAUAAAGCCCAUAAUAUAUCUACUGGCGGCAAAAAUAGGAAAGAAAUCAAGUGAUAAUGUAUAAGAAUCUUUUCACAAGUUUAAACAAAUUAAACGUUUACACGUAAAUGUUUGACUCUCUUUUGAUCCUGCUAAAUUUUACCAAAACAGCCAAAAACCUUUGAAUACUGCUAAGAUUUUUUUCUAAUUAUUAUUUAUCUCUAUCUCUCUCUUUUGCUCUGGUGCCGCCAUGGAUCUUCUUUGUUGGAGCUCGGUUUGUCUUUUGAUCCUUACGUUUUUAUCACCUAAAACACUAUCAAUGAGGUAUGAAGUUCAUUCUGGGCAGAUGAAAUGCAUCUCGGAGGAUAUUCACGCAAAAUCCAUGACCGUUGGCAAAUACUUCAUCGUAAACCCUAACGAUGAACACCAUCCUCUCCCUGAUUCUCACAAAAUCAUCGUCCAGGUGAUGUCGCCACAAGGGACGAUGCUGCACGAAGCCGAUAAUACGGAGUCUGGCCAGUUCUCGUUUACUGCAUCUGAGACCGGUAGUUACUUAGCGUGCAUCACCGCCGUCGAUCAUAAGCCGGAGACAACAUUGACCAUUGAUUUCGAUUGGAGGUCUGGUGUUCACUCCCAAGACUGGUCGAAAGUGGUGAAGAAGAGCCAAGUCGAAAUGAUGGAGUCCUCGGUUAAGAGCUUAUUAGACACUAUGGUUUCCAUCCACGAGGAGAUGUAUUAUCUUCACGAAAGGGGAGAAGAAAUGCAUGAACUGAAUAGAUCCACAAACUCGAAGAUGGCGUGGUUGAGUUUCUUAUCGCUCGGGGUUUGUUUAUCGGUGGCUGGUUUUCAGUUUUGGCACUUGAAAUCUUUCUUCGAGAAAAAGAAACUCAUUUGACUAGUACGUACGCAUUCUGUGUUAAGACUAAGUACCAUUAUAAAGAAGCUAUAACUUUUGAAGUGUCGAGCAUACAGCUGAAAACAUUUGAUGAUAAUGCUGAAACAAUCAUACAUGGAGAAUGCAAUUCUCAAGCUUUUUCCUUU
Messenger RNA from Brassica napus (rape), 1125 nucleotides. RefSeq names its product transmembrane emp24 domain-containing protein p24delta8. Gene Ontology annotation, cellular component: endoplasmic reticulum-Golgi intermediate compartment; COPII-coated ER to Golgi transport vesicle; Golgi apparatus. The transcript has 4 exons. Bases 335 to 979 code for a protein of 214 amino acids. NCBI's taxonomy places the organism in Eukaryota, Viridiplantae, Streptophyta, Magnoliopsida, Brassicales, Brassicaceae. The record is from RefSeq and is a predicted model, not a curated record. Gene Ontology annotation, biological process: Golgi organization; intracellular protein transport; endoplasmic reticulum to Golgi vesicle-mediated transport.